Molecule: messenger RNA, 1092 nt
Organism: Cyprinus carpio (common carp)
Lineage: Eukaryota; Metazoa; Chordata; Actinopteri; Cypriniformes; Cyprinidae
Product: olfactory receptor 13H1-like
Biological process (GO): G protein-coupled receptor signaling pathway
Cellular component (GO): membrane
Molecular function (GO): G protein-coupled receptor activity; olfactory receptor activity
Source: RefSeq, a predicted model, not a curated record
GACUCUUUGUUCUGCCUGGGCUGUGUUUCCCAAAAACAUCAUAGGCAGAAGCAGAUUGUAGAUACCACAGUCUUCUGUCUCUACGAUCUAUGUAGGCUUAUACACUGGUUUUGGGAAAGCACAGCUCUGUAUGUUUCAUUUAGGUCACAGAUGGACAACUUGACAUUCAGAUACAGCAUACUUUUAAUGGAGGGGCUGCAAGUUACAAAUCAGUCCAAGCAUCUUGCAUUCAGUCUUUUUCUGAUUGCUUACAUGUUCAUCAUGGUUUCUAACAUUGGGAUUUUGAUUCAGAUCUCAUUGGAAAAGAGCUUACACCAGCCUAUGCACAUCCUUUUCUGCAACUUGCCACUCAAUGAUGUAUUAGGGACAGCCAUUCUUUUGCCAUACUGGAUGAGGAAUAUUUUAACAGACCCCUCUGAGCGUUACAUCACAUAUGUGGAGUGUGUUAUGCAGGCAUAUUUUGGACAUGUAUAUGGAACAACAUGCCACACUAUUCUAAUGAUCAUGGCCUUUGACAGAUAUUUGGCCAUAUGCAAUCCACUGCGAUACCCAACCAUAAUGACCAAUAAUAUGAUGGUUAAAUUGUCAGCAGGAGCCUGGGGUAUUGCAUUAGUGCUGGUAGGAAUUCUAAUCAGCCUCAGUGUCCGUCUUUCUCACUGUAGAUCUUUUAUUCCAAACCACUUUUGUGACAAUGCUUCACUAUUUAAACUGUCAUGUGAAAGUACAGUGAUUAAUAAUGUAUAUGGAUUAACAUUUACUGUUGUUUUACUAACAACCUCAUUGGGGAGUGUGGCAUUAACAUAUCUCAGAAUAGCGAUAGUAUGCUUCAAAAAUAAAAACAAAACAACUAACAGCAAAGCCAUAAAAACCUGCAGCACACACCUAACUGUUUAUGUAAUCAUGAUGGUUUCUGGAUUUGUCACCAUUUUUCUUCAUCGUUUUCCUGAACUCUCUGAACAAAGAAAAUUAUCUAGUAUAAUGUUCCAUGUUAUUCCUCCAUGCUUGAAUCCCAUAAUAUAUGGUUUGCAAGCCAAGGAAAUAAGACAGGGACUAUUUAAAAUUAUUUAUAAAAGUAAAGUUAACACCAUGUGA